Molecule: messenger RNA, 492 nt
Organism: Postia placenta MAD-698-R-SB12
Lineage: Eukaryota; Fungi; Basidiomycota; Agaricomycetes; Polyporales; Adustoporiaceae
Exons: 2
Source: RefSeq, a predicted model, not a curated record
AUAGAUAGCAUACGAUACAUCGCCAACACUCGAGAAACGAACUCUUCAGUACCUGCGCUUCAUACGCGCACCUCCUCGUCCUCCCCCCAUCCAACGUGGCUGCCUGCCAAGGCCUCGUUCACGCCUUCGAUUCUCAGGACCUCGUUGACGUCUACAUCCCAGACGGUCCUGACGCCCUUAUCCUCACCUGCGAGCAGCAGCCGUGCCCAAAUCGGACACCUCGAUCAAUCGACCAGGACUAUCCGCGCUACAAAGCGAUCCAAAGGACACAACAUCCGCUCGGUCCUCGAAGCACCCUUGCAUCUCGAUCUGCCUCGCGGCACUCUCGCCCUGUCUCCCCCAGCUCCCGCCUUCCCCAAACUGUCACCGGUUCCAGUCAAGUACGAGGAGAUCUCCCUCCAGACCCUGCGCCAGAGCCUGAGCCUGAGGAGGGUGCGAGUGAAGAAGGAGUCUCAGAGUCCGAGUCCGCGGGUUCUGCUUGGUCCACCUCGC